CCCAGAGCGUGGGGGUCAUGCCGUCCUCGUCGGGGGCAUUCAGCUCCUUCCGGGUGGCCUCCUUGAGGAGCUCCAGAGUAAAGAUGGAUCAUGUGAGAGGGACCGAGAGGUUUAUGGAGCCGAGCUCCCGCGGCUGUAAAUCACCCAGCGCUCUCGGAUAUAAAGCGCCUGUCCAGCCCGGUGUGGGAGAGAGGAGACGUUCGCCAACCCUUGAGCCCCAACUCUGCGCGAGCUCCGGGGCCACUCAGUGACCCCCUGCAGCCUCCUCAGUCGCCCCCACCAUGUCGGAGGCGUUGGCCCUGGGCCCCAAGGAGAGCGCGCCGGGGCCGCGGGCGGCCCCCCGCGAGGUGUGGAAGAAGGGCGGCCGCCUGCUGUCGGUGCUGCUGGCCGUCAACGUGCUGUUGCUCGCCUGCACGCUCAUCAGCGGGGGCGCCUUCAACAAGGUGGCCGUGUACGACACCGACGUGUUCGCGCUGCUCACCACCAUGAUGCUGCUGGCCUCGCUCUGGAUCCUCUUCUACCUCCUCCGCACGGCGCGCUGCCCCAACGCGGUGCCCUACAUGGACGCCCACGCCGGACCCAUUUGGCUCCGAGGUGGGCUGGUGUUGUUUGGAAUCUGCACUCUCGUCAUGGAUGUCUUCAAGACUGGCUACUACUCCAGUUUCUUUGAGUGCCAGUCAGCCAUCAAGAUCCUGCACCCCCUCAUCCAGGCUGUGUUCGUCAUUGUCCAGACUUACUUUCUCUGGGUCUCUGCCAAAGACUGCAUUCACGUCCACCUGGAUCUGACCCGAUGUGGACUCAUGUUCACGCUCACCACCAACCUGGCCAUCUGGAUGGCAGCCGUGGUGGAUGAAUCCGUGCACCAGGCCCAUUCCCACAGCAACAUCAGCCACACACGCCUCAGCCCUGACGUCGAGCGUGCAAGCAGCUCCAGUGGGGGAGACGCCUGCUCCUGCAACACAGCCAUCUGUCAGAUCUUUCAGCAGGGUUACUUCUACCUGUAUCCUUUCAACAUCGAGUACAGCCUCUUUGCCUCCACCCUUCUCUAUGUCAUGUGGAAGAACGUGGGCAGGCUGCUGGCCGCCACCCACGGCCACAGCCACACGCCAUCCCCAGCCAACCUUUUCCGGGAGACCUUUUUUGCAGGCCCAGUCCUGGGCCUAAUACUAUUUGUGGUGGGCCUGGCCGUCUUCAUCCUCUACGAAGUCCAAGUGAGUGGGGAGGGGAGCCACACCCAGCAAGCCCUGGUCACCUACUACAGUUUCAACAUUGUCUGUCUGGGGCUCAUGACCUUGGUCAGCCUGAGUGGCUCAGUCAUCUACCGUUUUGACCGCCGGGCCAUGGACCACCAUAAGAACCCCACACGUACCCUGGAUGUGGCCCUGCUGAUGGGCGCCGCCCUGGGCCAGUAUGCCAUCUCCUACUACUCCAUUGUGGCCGUGGUGGUGGGCACGCCCAGGGACCUGCUGGGGGCGCUCAACCUGGCCCAUGCUCUGCUCAUGAUUGCCCAGCACACCUUCCAGAAUGUGUUCAUCAUCGAGAGCCUCCACCGGGGACCGCCUGGGGAGGAGCCUCGGGAAUCUCCCCCCAAGGAACCCUGCCAGGGCCUUACCUUUGCCAACCUGGAUGCCCUCCACACCUUGCCGGCCUGCCCGUCCACCCCCACGCUGGUCAACCCCAGCCCGGCAGGCCCUCAGGAAGCAGUGGCCAUCAUCUUGGCACCCAGAGGCCACUGGAGACGCCGGUGCCUAAAAGACAUUUCUCUGUUUCUUCUGCUCUGCAAUGUCAUCCUGUGGAUCAUGCCCGCCUUUGGGGCCCGGCCCCACUUCAGCAACAAAGUGGAGGUGGAGUUCUACGGCUACUCCCUCUGGGCAGCCAUCGUCAACAUCUGCCUGCCUUUCGGCAUUUUCUACCGCAUGCAUGCUGUCUCCAGCCUGCUGGAGGUCUAUGUGCUGUCCUGAGGCCUUGGACAGAGACACGGGGGUGAGGGUCAACUUGGCUCAUGGGCCCACUCAGUUGAACCCCUGGGUGGAAGAUAUAG
Molecule: messenger RNA, 2041 nt
Organism: Fukomys damarensis (Damara mole-rat)
Lineage: Eukaryota; Metazoa; Chordata; Mammalia; Rodentia; Bathyergidae
Gene: Otop2
Product: otopetrin 2
Exons: 8
Coding region: 282-1961 (559 amino acids)
Biological process (GO): proton transmembrane transport
Cellular component (GO): membrane
Molecular function (GO): proton channel activity
Source: RefSeq, a predicted model, not a curated record